This is a messenger RNA of Thalassophryne amazonica, 5240 nucleotides long. It is a transcript of the gene gak, whose product is annotated as cyclin G associated kinase. The coding region runs from base 211 to 4161 and encodes 1316 amino acids. The transcript has 30 exons. Gene Ontology annotation, molecular function: AP-2 adaptor complex binding; ATP binding; protein serine/threonine kinase activity. The record is from RefSeq and is a predicted model, not a curated record. Gene Ontology annotation, cellular component: cytoplasm. Gene Ontology annotation, biological process: positive regulation of Notch signaling pathway; regulation of clathrin-dependent endocytosis; protein phosphorylation. NCBI's taxonomy places the organism in Eukaryota, Metazoa, Chordata, Actinopteri, Batrachoidiformes, Batrachoididae.
UCGUGACGUCACCAACUUUUACGGAAGCGAUGGUGGCGGCCUUGUCAGCUGGUCAGAGGAAUGUGUGUUUGUAAUGAAGAGAUAAUUUUUCUCGAUUAAGCUUUUAUAAUAACUGUGUCGGACUUUCUCUCCGGAUCUUGCUGGAUAUAAAGAGUUAUUUCCCACAGCUGGAGCCGGCUUGUGUGAGCCUGUAGCCGGGCGCAGGCUAACAUGUCCCUGUUCCAGUCGGCACUGGAUUUCCUAUCCGGGCCCGGCUCGUCCGGAGCGGCCAGCCGGGACCAGAAUGACUUCGUCGGACAAGUUGUUGAGCUCGGUGACUUGAAACUAAGGAUCAAGAGGGUGAUCGCAGAAGGAGGAUUUGCCUUUGUUUAUGAAGCCCAAGACAUGGGCAGCAGUAAAGACUACGCCCUCAAGAGACUUUUGUCCAAUGAGGAAGAGAAGAACAAAGAAAUCAUACAGGAGGUCUGUUUCAUGAAAAAGCUCUCGGGUCAUCCCAAUAUGGUUCAGUUCUGCUCUGCUGCUUCCAUCAGCAAGGAAGAGUCGGAUACUGGCCAGGCCGAGUUUCUGAUCCUCACUGAGCUGUGCAGGGGCCAGCUGGUGGAUUUUAUUAAGCGAGUGGAGCAGAGGGCGCCACUCUCAUGUGACACUGUGCUGAAAAUUUUCUACCAGACAUGCCGUGCUGUGCAGCACAUGCACAAACAGAAGCCUCCAAUCAUCCACAGAGACCUCAAGAUCGAGAACCUCUUGAUUAGUAAUCAGGGCACCAUCAAGCUCUGUGACUUUGGCAGUGCCACCACUGUGUCACAUUACCCCGACUACAGCUGGUCGGCACAGAAGAGGUCCAUGGUGGAGGAUGAGAUUACAAGGAACACCACUCCAGCCUAUCGAACCCCGGAGAUGAUUGAUCUCUACUCCAAUUUCCCUAUCAAUGAGAAACAAGACAUCUGGGCCCUUGGGUGCAUCCUCUACCUGUUGUGUUUUAAGCAGCAUCCAUUUGAAGAGGGAGCCAAGCUGCAAAUAGUCAACGGGAAAUACUCCAUCCCUCAGAAUGAUGUCAAGUACACUGUAUAUCAUGAUCUCAUACGUUCAAUGUUGAAGGUAAACCCAGAGGAGCGUUUGUCCAUUACAGAGCUGGUCAACCAGCUUCAGGAGAUCGCUGCAGCACGCAAUGUCAACCCAAAGUCUCCCGUUACAGAGCUGCUGGAACAGAACGGUGGCUUUGGCAACAACGCAGCGCAGCCGCCCACUCAGAUGCACAAUGUCCACAAUAAUGCAGGUGUGUAUGAUCCUGAUCAGUCUGGCAGUGGCCUCCUGGAUAUUUUAAGGGGAGGGACAGAACGCUUCCUGACCAACAUAAAGGAUACAUCCUCAAAAGUCAUUCAGUCAGUAGCCAGCAAUCCAAGCUAUGCGAAAGGAGACCUAGAUAUUUCAUAUAUCACCUCCAGGAUAGCAGUCAUGUCUUUCCCCGCAGAGGGGGUAGAGUCUGCAAUAAAGAACAAUAUUGAAGACGUCCGUCUCUUCCUGGAUUCGCGACAUGCUGGUCACUAUGCUGUUUACAACCUCUCCAAACGCUCAUACAGGCCUUCUCGGUUUCACAACAGGGUUUCAGAGUGUAACUGGCAGGUGCGCCGCGCUCCCAACCUCCGCAGUCUGUACAGUGUAUGUAAGAACAUGCACCUGUGGCUCAAACAGGACCAGAGGAACAUCUGUAUUGUACAUUGUCUGGAUGGCAGAGCAGCAUCAGCCGUUGCAGUGUGUUCCUUCCUGUGUUUUUGUCGUCUUUUUACCACGGCUGAGGCUGCUGUCUACAUGUUCUCCAUGAAACGGUGUCCUCCUGGAAUAACUCCCUCACACAAGAGGUAUAUAGAGUAUAUGUGUGACAUGAUGGCAGAGGAGCCCAUUAUCCCUCACAACAAGCCUAUAAUCAUUCGCUCCAUUAUCAUGACACCUGUACCACUUUUCAACAAGCAGCGGAAUGGGUGUAGGCCAUUCUGUGAAGUUUAUGUUGGAGAUGAGAGGAUCCUCACUACAUCACAGGAGUACGACAAAAUGAAGGAUUUUAAGAUGGAGGAUGGCAGAGCAGAGAUUCCAGUCAAUGUGACCGUCCAAGGAGACGUGCUGGUGGUUAUCUAUCACGCAAGAUCUACACUGGGAGGACGUCUACAAGCCAAGAUGGCAUCAAUGAAAAUGUUUCAGAUCCAGUUUCACACAGGUUUUGUUCCAAGAAAUGCAACCACUGUCAAGUUUGCCAAGUAUGACCUGGAUGCAUGCGACAUUCAGGAAAAGUACCCAGACUUGUUCCAGGUCAAUCUGGACAUCGAGGUUGAGCCCAGGGAGAGACCCAGCACCAGAAGCCCUCCUUGGGAGGGCUUCCAAACGAAGGGCCUGAACCCCAAAAUUCUUUUCUCAUCUCGUGAUGAACAGCAGGAGAUCCUCAGCAAAUUUGGUAAGCCUGAGCUUCCUCGUCAGCCAGGUUCUUCAGCAUUUUAUGAUUCCGAGUCGCCCCAGUCCGCUCAGACCCCAGAAAGCUCCAGCACAACAGAACUAGAAUCUCCUGAGAGCACAGACACCAAUGCCAAUAACUUCUUCCAGACACUGGAUUGGGAUGAUGUGAGUGGCUGUCAGGAUGCUUCAGACAGUCAGGGAAUCGGAUCCAUGAACGAUCAGGAGGACCUGAGCGAUGAGUCAGAAGGAGAGUCCUGCUCUUUCUCUGCACCGAGUGUGGAGCCUCUGUCACGGGAUCCCAGUGAGCCCUUAUUUGACACAGACUUCCAGAGCUCUGAUCCUGCAGACCAGGAAAGUCCUUCUGGUGACACAGCUGACCUCUUAGGAUUGAAUUCUGGCCCCGAACCUCUUCCUCCUUCCUCAAACACAUCCUCAGCACCUCAUCAAAGGACACAAAGUGGCCUGAAAGCUGCAUCUAGUAACAGUGACCUCCUAAAUGAUCUGUUUGCGCCCCCCACUGGAAAAACAGAAGCAUUACAGGAUGACUUGUUUCUCAGUGGACCAUCCAGUGGCGCUACAUCAGAAACAAAAUCUGCGGCCUCGGGUGACCUGUUUGAUCCAUUUGGGAUGGGGUCUGGCUCUGGCAUUAGAUCAUCUCGACAGGCCUCUGGUCCAGACCUGUUUGGAGACUUGCUGGGAUCUGAUAGUUCAACUACCAGUGGGGUCAGUUCAGCUCAUAGUAACCCUGCUGCUGUUUCAAACUCCAGCCUGUUCAGCCUUAAUAAGAUUGGAAAAGGUACUGCUAAGAUGACCUCUUCAGCCAGUCAACCAGAUCUGCUGGGUGGGUGGGACAGCUGGGCAGCUGGUUCUUCAGCUGGCAUGAGCGGUGCCACCAGCAAACCCCACUACACCAACACAGUGUCUGGAGCGCCACCGAUCUCAAAGGCCAAGUCUCAAACCUUCGAUCCAUUUGCUGAUCUGGGAAAUCUUGGCUCCAACUUAACAGGUUCUUCCAGCAGCAGUAGUUUUUCUGCUUCUGCUUUCACAAACAAGGCUCCUUCCUCCUCUUCUUCCUCUUCCACUGCUAAAAGCCACCACCAGCCCUGGCAGCACGGAAGACCAAACUCAGCCCAGAACAAAGCUUGGCUGUCUGGAUCUGGAACUGCACCCAAAUCAUCUUCAGUGUCCCAACAUGCAGGAGCGCAGUCCACCAAACCCAACUACAACCUGAACUUUUCCAGUGUAAUCGGUGGCAGGGAAGAGAGGGGAGUUCGCCCACCUGGAUUUGGCCCUAAACCCAAAGUAAAGGAGGAUGAUUUUGAGGAUUUACUGUCAACUCAGGGUUUUGCCUCUAAAUUUGACAAGAAAGGACCAAGAACCAUUGCUGAAAUGAGAAGACAAGAGAUCACUAAAGAUAUGGAUCCACUUAAAUUACAGAUUUUGGACUGGAUUGAGGGAAAGGAGCGCAACAUCCGAGCACUGCUGUCAACUCUGCACACGGUGCUCUGGGAGGGCGAAACACGCUGGAAGCCCAUCAGCAUGGCUGAUGUAGUGACACCUGACCAAGUGAAGAAGUACUACAGGAAGGCUGUUCUGGUCGUCCAUCCAGAUAAGGCAACAGGCAAGCCUUAUGAACAGUACGCCAAAAUGAUCUUCAUGGAACUGAACGACGCAUGGUCAGAGUUUGAGAAUCAGGGAUCCAAAGCACUCUUCUAAAACCCUGGUCUGGAUCCCAGCCAGAUCAGACCAAAACUGGACUGGAUUUGGCCUAAACAACAAGGGUUAGACUGGGCCAGAUUGGACCAGACUGAGCCCACAUUGGGCCUUGGGGAGCGCAGAGCCUCUGAGAGGUGUCCUCUCUAUAUUCCCUUCAUUCCCCCCCCCCCCACCACCACCACCACCACACACACACACACACACACACACACACACACACAAAAUUAAGGAAACCACCUUCUCUCAUCUGGGUCUUAUGAAAAUGUCCUCACUGGUUCACAGACAAACUUACACGAUCAACUGCAUUGAGGAAGACAAAAUGGCAAAAACAUCAAAUGAAGGGCUUUGAAAGUAGCCAUGAGAGAGUUUGUGUCUGUGCACAUUCAGAUGUUGGUGAAGCUUGUCUGUUAACUGGUGAAGGUAGUUCUGGUCACUUGGGUCACAACAACAUGUCUGCCAAAGUGGGUGCUGACCUUUAAAAAGUGUUGUCUCAUAAAAUGGCUCAAGUGAAUCCUGAAGCACACAGCAACUGUUGGGCUGAAGGUUGUUUUGUCUCUAAUGCAGAAUCAGGAACAAAAUGUGACUAAGACAGAUUUUUGUGUGCUGGUGAUAAUAUCCAAUAACACUUUGAAGUGCCACUGCUGCAUCUUUUUGGGGAAACUUGAUCCCCCCCCAGAGACUUUUCUUUCCAGAAGGACAAAUAGACUGACUUAAAGACCUUUCAAGACCUGCCUCCUGAAUACUCCUAGUACUGCUUCUCUGUGAACACACACUCCUCAGAUGUUAAAAUCUUCAUGUUAAAUCUAGCUUGUGGCAAAAAAUAGAAGAAAUGCCGUUUUGUUUUGGAAUCCACUACAGUCCCAAACUUGUUGCUUGUUUUUGAAGUGCUCUUCUUCACCAAAAUGCUGGCAACUUCUUCCAUUCUACAUGCUGCAUGCUCUCAAACACAAACUGAACCUCGAAACAGUCCAUGAGUAAUGUUUGGUUUCGUUGAUGGGGUGCUCUUUCCUUGUAGCAGAGACAUGAUUGUGGCACUCCACACCAUCCCAGAGUAAACAGUCUUCAUCACUGUCAUAAAA